Messenger RNA from Monoraphidium neglectum, 1203 nucleotides. RefSeq lists its product as hypothetical. The transcript is spliced from 14 exons. Gene Ontology annotation, molecular function: oxidoreductase activity. The record is from RefSeq and is a predicted model, not a curated record. Lineage: Eukaryota; Viridiplantae; Chlorophyta; Chlorophyceae; Sphaeropleales; Selenastraceae. Bases 1 to 1203 code for a protein of 400 amino acids.
AUGGGGAGCCCGCUCGAGCCUGUGUACGCCCCGCCCUUCACAGAGGAGCAGCUGCGCAAUCCUGGGACCAGCAGGACCGGCGCCGUCGUGCCCUACACGUUUGUCGAGGGCCCCGAUGUUUGGUACUCCGCAGACCAGCUGGCCCGCCAGGACGAGUGGCUGCAUGUGCUCACCGACGAGCAGGUUGCCGAGCUGGAGGCGGCCGUUGAGGGCGCGCUGCAGAGCGGGGUCGCGCAGCUCGACGACACCGGCAAGUACCUCUCGGUGUCGCACGAGGCGACGCACGAGGACUUCCCGCUGCCGACCCUGGGGGUGCUGCUGCUGGACGUGAUUGAGGACGUGAAGCGUGGCCGCGGCUUUGCGCUGCUGCGCGGCGUGCCCGUGCAUCGCUGGACAAGGGUGCAGAGCCUGGUUGCCUACUGGGGUAUUGGCCUUUACUGGGGGAAGACGCAGCCGCAGAAUCAGAAGAGCCACCUGAUCGGGCACGUCAAGGAAGUGGGCAUUGACCCUGACAACGCCAAGGGCACCACCCGUGUAUACAUGACCCGCAGGGAGCAGCCCUGGCACGUGGACACCUCAGACCUCGUGUCCCUGCUGUUCCUCAAGACCGCCAAGUCUGGUGGCCACAGCGGCUGGGCCAGCUCCGCCACAGUGUACAAUGAGAUCCUCAGAACGCGACCCGACCUGGUGCCCGUGCUGGCUGGUACCUGGUACCUUGACAGGAAGAAGGAGGUCCCGCCCGGCAAGAAGCCCUACUUUAUCCAGCCAAUCAUCAACUGGCACGAUGGGCACCUGAGCAUCCAGUAUGCCGACGGCUACUACCAGCUCCCCCCCAAGCUGUACCCUGGGGAGGUGCCCCCGUUGACGCCCCAGCAGGAGGAGGCCAUCCGCGUGUUUAAUGAGAUCGCAGACAGGCCGGACAUCCACAUUCAGAUGGCGCUGCAGCCUGGGGACCUGCAGAUCAUCCAGAACUUCACCAUCCUGCACAACCGCUCGCAAUACGAGGACCAUGAGCACCCCGAUGACAAGCGUCACCUGCUGCGCAUGUGGCUGUCGCCUGAGGACGGGCGGCCCCUGCCUGAGCAUUUUGCGGAGCUGUGGGGCAACAUUGAGCCCGGCAAGCGCGGCGGCGUCGGCUACAAGUUUGAUCCAAAGGACGGCGUGUUCCCUCUGGAGGCAGAGGUUGGGCAGCUCAAGGUGUGA